Messenger RNA from Pyricularia grisea, 2457 nucleotides. RefSeq lists its product as uncharacterized. NCBI's taxonomy places the organism in Eukaryota, Fungi, Ascomycota, Sordariomycetes, Magnaporthales, Pyriculariaceae. Bases 1069 to 1752 code for a protein of 227 amino acids. The transcript is spliced from 3 exons. The record is from RefSeq and is a predicted model, not a curated record.
UGUGUCCAUCCCGAAGCUUUCUUUUGCCCUUCCCUCGCGUCAAUCGCGACCAGGUCCCAGUUGCAUUUGUCUGGCUUCUUGUUUUUUUGAUCUCUCAAAACAUCAAGGAAGAACCACAUCACACUCGUUUGUAGAAGAUCGUUCUAUUUGUUUUCUUUUUUUGGUGGCCGUUUUGUCUUGAUUCUCUUUUUGCCCCCCAUUUUUUUUUUUAAUCCAUCCCACAGUUUUGCCUUCCCUGUGUGAAUUUGGCGUAACAUCCUGGGUAUCCAUCAUCAGUUUUGGAACAGCGGUUGCAUUAGCACAGCCGGAAUUCAUCAAACUCUCCCCAGCAUUGACUCGGUCUUCCUGGACAAAGUGAAUCGCACGAACAAUUUGAGCACCGACGAGGAGUAAUAGCAAAUACCUUAGCUACACCAGUCCGAUCCAUCUGGGGAAUAAUAGCAAGAAGCAACAAAACCCACCUGCAGUCAAUCAUUUUUAUACCGGGACGCGACAUUGCGGUAUUCGACGGCUCCCACACACUGCUGCCCCCUUUUGAUCGAGGCCCUCGACCGAUCUCCACCUUGCUUACCCUCGGGUCCGUUUAAGCGACCCCCGUGCAAGCAAGCACCGCGCCGCCGUCGAAAGACAGUCGUCUCACUUUGGCUCAGUUGAUCGAUCACCUGGUCAGGCUACCGACCUACGCACAGAGACAAGCGCAAAAUCGCACGGCUAGCUGGUUAAUUGACUUUUUCUUGCCCGCUCACGCCCGACGCACGCCGACGAAAUCUACGUUUGACAGCCGCCUUGACGUGCCGAAACACAACCAUAUUAAGCAGGGCGAAGAGACUAAGGGUUGUCCGGCGGACGCAACUGGGGAGACGACCAAGGCCUCGAUAAUCACGACGUUGUUGGACAACAAAUUCUGACGACAAAGUUGCGAUUACCUACAAACUCGAUUCGCUGUCGGUAUCCUCUGUCGGACCGUAAAAAUCCUCGGCUCGCUGUACGAUCUGUCUGGUGGACUGGAGGUGCCGUAUUACGAAAGCUAUAGUGUGCUGUAGCUAGAGCACAUCCACAGCAUUCGUCAUGGAAACAUUCGUCCCAUUUUCUACCCUUCCCGCCUGCGCAGGGCAAUGCGGUGCUCUAUUCGAUUCCAACGGAGCCUGCGCACCCUCCGGAGUGACAUCGGCGCCUUCGGCCAUCGCCUCGUGCUUCUGCUCCAACUCGAAAGUCACACCAUUUAGCACCGGCACGGCCGGUGUAUGCGAUAACGCCUGCACCGCGACCCCAGGCGACUUUGGCAGCAUCCGGAACUGGUUCACCUCGUUCUGCGCGAACCCGGCCACCGUCACCAGCCUUGGCCAGAUCGGGUCCAGUAGUUCAACCUCAACGGCCAUACCGGCGCAGACCGACAAUGGGGAUUGGCUGUCGAGUCAUUGGCAAUGGGUUGUCUUUAUCGUAGUUGUCGUCGUCGGAAUAUCAUGCAUCUGGAUUGGCGCCUGCGUAUGGCGUCGCCGUUACCUACGCAAGAGGGAUCGACAAUACGCGCUUGGCAAGCGUCUAGGCGCAGCCGGCGUUGGCGCCAACGCCACCCAGCAGGGCACCACCGGCUCUACAAACGGCAACAUGUCGUCACGGUCCGUCCAUGUCCCCUCUGCCGGCAUGUUCGACGCCGCACCAAUAUCCUCGGCCGCACACUACGGUCCCGAAACGGAGAAGGAGAAGCAAGCGAGGAUGAAGAAGAAGUGGAACCCAACCUCGAGGACAUGAUUGUCUUGUCAUGCAUUUUCCCCCUUCCUCGUUUUGCGAGGCCUGCUGUUUAAUGAUCUUGAAGUUCUAAAUCCGGAGUCGAUGGAGUUUUUCUGGUGAAUUCAUCCAUGUUCCCAUUUUCAGGUGUCUGGUUCUGUCUUGUGGAAAUCUCCCUUGUUAGAUUCACUUUUUUUUCAUCGACUAACAUACCCCCUUUGUUUACACUCUUCACAUUUUCUCCAUUUGGCAUUUUGGCGCUGCGAGGGUCGGCGUUGUCUUUCUCUCUUUUUUUUUUCCUUUUCAGGCUUCUCAUAAUUGGUACUACUAAGGAAAUCGAGGGACGUUUGCUCAUAGCUCUUCUUUUUUGUUUUGUUUUUGUUUUUGCGUCAUCUUGCAAAAGGCGGGGGAAAACUCCUCUCUACAGUCCCACUUGUUUAUAGCCUUUUUGUUCCCUGACAUUUACGCAAGCCCGCAAAAAAUAAAAUAAAAAAAGAUCCGAAGCGAACCGGAGAAAAGGAUGAUAGAUAGAAUGCAUCGAGAGUUACGCCACUUGAUAGUGUGGCUCCCUAAUCUGGGGCGCCCGGCUUUGUCAACACAAAAUUUUUGCCGAUCAAUAUAUUUGUGGAGCUAUUACACUCUUUGUCAUAAGCCUGGACUUGCAUUAUUCAGUCUGGUCUCUCACAAUUCUGGCGAAUCUGGUAUACCAAGGCAGAUAUCACAUUCGUG